This is a messenger RNA of Arachis stenosperma, 1940 nucleotides long. RefSeq names its product 4-diphosphocytidyl-2-C-methyl-D-erythritol kinase, chloroplastic. The record is from RefSeq and is a predicted model, not a curated record. Gene Ontology annotation, cellular component: chloroplast. Gene Ontology annotation, molecular function: 4-(cytidine 5'-diphospho)-2-C-methyl-D-erythritol kinase activity; ATP binding. Gene Ontology annotation, biological process: terpenoid biosynthetic process. The transcript has 12 exons. The coding region runs from base 487 to 1674 and encodes 395 amino acids. Lineage: Eukaryota; Viridiplantae; Streptophyta; Magnoliopsida; Fabales; Fabaceae.
AAUGGGUGAAUCAAUCAACUCAUUUAGCAGUCAACAAUCUCGUUCAUUUGGCGCUCACUACCAGACUACCUCAGUCCCAAUCCCAAUCUCAUCUCACUUCCUCCCCAACGCACCGUCUCACCGUCACCAAACACCACCAUCGUCCUCGUUCAUACUCUGCGCCGCCACGCAGGAGGUUGCUCGCCGCUGACGUUCCUCGGUCGUGCUAUUCUCUUCCUCGUCGCUCUCGUCUCUUACUCGGUCACUCCCCUCGCUUCCUAUCGCUCGCCUCCUCGUCGUUUCACCAAUCUCCUGUUCAUCGUCUCUGUUCCAGUGUUCCUCUGUUCUUCUGGUUUCUUCUUCUGUUUCGGUUGCUUCUUCUGGCUUCUGCUUCUGCUACCGAUUCUUCUUGUGGCUUCUGCUUCGGCUGGUUCAACUGGCUUCUGCUGCUUCUUCUUCGUCUGGUUACUGAAGUUGCAAUCUUUUGGUUACACAUAAAUUAAAUCCAUGGCUUCUACCCAGUUUCUCUGCAGUAGUCAUCUCUUUCCCUCUUCUCGAAGUUCCUUCAGAAGCAGCCAUUUACCUCGAUUCAAGCCAUAUGGGUCAUCCAAUUUCCACCCAAAGCUUCAUUUCCAAAGACCCCACUUGGUUAGAGCCAUGGUUUCUGAUUCCAACACUUCAAGGAAGCAAGUAGAGAUUGAGUAUGACCCUGAGGGAAGGAUAAACAAAUUAGCAGAUGAAGUGGACAAAGAUGCUCCAUUUUCAAGACUUACUUUAUUCUCUCCAUGCAAGAUAAAUAUUUUCUUGAGAAUAACCAACAAAAGGGAAGAUGGGUAUCAUGAUUUGGCUUCCCUGUUCCAUGUGAUAAGUCUAGGUGAUAUAAUCAAGUUCUCUUUGUCACCAUCAAAAACUACGGACCGUCUCUCGACCAAUGUGUCUGGGGUGCCCCUUGAUGAUAGAAAUUUGAUUAUUAAGGCGCUCAAUCUUUACAGGAAGAAAACGGGAAGUGAUAAGUUCUUCUGGAUUCAUCUUGAUAAGCGGGUACCCACAGGGGCUGGGCUUGGAGGUGGAAGUAGCAAUGCUGCAACUGCAUUAUGGGCAGCGAAUCAGUUCAGCGGUUGUCUUGCCACUGAGGAGGAACUCCAAGAAUGGUCGAGUGAGAUUGGUUCGGAUAUUCCUUUCUUUUUCUCUCAAGGAGCAGCCUAUUGCAGCGGUCGAGGUGAGAUAGUUCAGAAUAUAGCUCCACCACUAUCUUUGGACAUUCCAAUGGUUCUCAUAAAGCCCCAAGAGGCCUGUUCAACUGCAGAAGUCUACAAGCGGCUACGGUUGGACCAGACCAGUAAUGUUGAUCCUUUAACAUUGCUAGAGAAUAUUAAAAGGAAUGGGAUAUCACAAGAUGUUUGUAUCAAUGAUUUAGAAAUUCCUGCUUUUGAAGUUCUCCCAUCUCUCAAGCGAUUGAAACAGCGGAUCAUUGCAGCUAGCCGUGGAGAACAUGAUGCUGUUUUUAUGUCAGGAAGUGGAAGCACUAUUGUCGGUGUUGGUUCAGCUGAUCCUCCACAAUUUGUUUAUGAUGAUGAUGAAUACAAGGAUGUCUUCUUGUCAGAAGCUUAUUUUCUCACACGAGAAGCAAACGAGUGGUACCAAGAGCCCUCUUCAAGUCCUGCCGCCUCUCCUUGUGUUUCCGAAACUGUUUAAGCUGUAUUUUCCGUAAGAUAAUAAGAUGGUACAAUGUUGUGUUAUGAUCUCAUUUUUCAUGGAAUAAAAAUAAUGUAAGCCUAGAAUAAAAUUUAAAUAUACAUUUAUUAAGGUGUUAUUUUCUUUAAUUGGCUAUAAUAUUAAGACAUGAGUUAACAUACUUAAUAUUAAAAUAGCUUUUUAGAAAUGUUUGUAACUAAGACCAACCAAAUGGUCACAUGCUCUUUUUAAUCUUUUAUCACUAGUUCAUUCUUUUUUUUUUCUUA